Messenger RNA from Recurvomyces mirabilis, 1620 nucleotides. RefSeq lists its product as uncharacterized. The coding region runs from base 1 to 1620 and encodes 539 amino acids. The record is from RefSeq and is a predicted model, not a curated record. The transcript has a single exon. NCBI's taxonomy places the organism in Eukaryota, Fungi, Ascomycota, Dothideomycetes, Mycosphaerellales, Teratosphaeriaceae.
AUGGCCAUCUCCUCGCAACCGCCACCAGACAGCUCACAGGCGAGCAUCGGGCGUGCUAGAAUGAAUCGGAACGUCCAGCCUUUCCCAGCAUCUAUGCUAGACCAUUGCACGGUCUGCCUCGAAGAACAGCUCUUUAGCCAGGCCAUUGCACUGCUGAGUAGUGGUCUCACAUCUGGCACCUGUACCUCGCGACCAUCACAAGUACCUCCAAUACCACAUCUGGCACUACUUGCCACAGUAGCCGUGCAUCCUUCGUUGACAACCCGGACGGCUGAUCCGACCAAGCCACAGGCGGCCGACGAUGCGCUGCGAUACUUGAGACAUGUCAGUAGACUUCUGUCGCCACGAGCUGCGGGGCUUGACAAGGCGUUCCACUUCACUGCCGGAAGUGACCGAAACGAUCGGUCAAAACGAGCCAAGGACCGCAAGUCUGAAACGGCUGAAGUCCUACCCAUCGACGAUGCGAACACGAUACGAAGCCGAUACGUCGACCAAGAGUCGAUAUGGAGCAAUGCUGAUGACUUCUGGAGUGUUGUUGGCUGGGCGUUCAACUGCUCCGUCAAGUACAAGCAUAGAUGGCAGCGGUGGCGAGCAUGGCUGGAAUGCAUGCUGGAAGUCCUCGAGGCUGAUCUACACGAACGCACAGUAGACGGAACCGUGACAGACAGCUUGCUUGCGCAGUACCUUCUGCCCAUCGGUCAAGGACGCAACAGCAAGCGCCGACUCAUGCGUGCGAUACUGGCGAAUGGAUCCACCAAAUCAUUGGCAGAGUUUAACGAGAUCUGGCGGAAUGAGACGAGGCUAGCUAAGACGACGACACAGACUGCGAAUAAAAAGCGGAAGCUUGAUCUCGAUAAUGACGAGUUCGGUGACUACUUCGACGAGUCUGAUGAAGAUAGCCCAGCAACCACAGCGAGGAGGUCGAGAUCGGCCACUGCCUUCUCUAGCCGCAAAGCAAGUCGGCAGCCGUCUGGCGACGAGGAUGAAGGCAGCGAAGAUGAGUCGACUGUGUUUGACAAUUCCGGCAUGCUUGGGGUGGAAGCCUUCAGCGGCAUAGAUAGCAUUGCUCUACGUCAGCGUAUUGUUGCCCUGCUCGUCCGCUUCUGCUCGACCGCUCCGCAGCUGCUAUUGGAUGUCGAAGAUCUGUUUGAUCUCUACACCGAGUUCAUUCGGCCUCUUCGUCUUGCAGCUUUCGAGCAGUUCGUGGUACCGAUGAGAGCUUAUCUGAGCAUCGACUCACAAUGCUCUCUUAUCCAAAUGCUUCUGCGGCCUCUGUUGACCAGCAGUGCACCGACAUACGAUGCCAAUGCUUUGACACAGGCGGAUUUCGAGUGUUGCUAUGCGCCGUUCACUGCUAGCACUACAAGUGCUGUGGACAACGCUAAGGUGUCUCUAUUGAUCGAGGGACUCAUGAGGUUACUCUGGCGGACGGGUAAUCUCCAAAUCACGCCACGCUUACGGAAGCUAAUGGGCGCCGGGAUUGAGGACAGGCAGGCAAGGGUGGAAUUUGAUGGACGGCGUAAGACGGGUCUCAAGGCUAUGGAAGAUGAGGAGGCCGUUCUGGCUAUGCAGGCGAGUGGCGAGAGGCUGAGGAGUGUGCUUGAUUUGUGCGCCACCUGA